Protopterus annectens (West African lungfish) is the source of this 2236-nucleotide messenger RNA. Its product is annotated as histone chaperone asf1b-like. The record is from RefSeq and is a predicted model, not a curated record. NCBI's taxonomy places the organism in Eukaryota, Metazoa, Chordata, Ceratodontiformes, Protopteridae. Gene Ontology annotation, cellular component: nucleus. Bases 324 to 932 code for a protein of 202 amino acids. The transcript is spliced from 4 exons. Gene Ontology annotation, molecular function: histone binding. Gene Ontology annotation, biological process: DNA replication-dependent chromatin assembly.
CAGAUAACCAUUUGACGAAUUGCUUACGGUGAAUGAGGACAGAUAGAGCCUAUUGUGGUUAUUUAACGUGAGCAAUGCAUUAGUGGACUUUAUAUUCUACCUUAUAAACAGUACUCAUUUUUUAAGUGCGUAAUAAGGUUAAAUAAUAUUGUAACUUAUUAUUCUGGAUAGCGCUGGUCGCCGUGCAACUGUUUUGUGAAGUCGCGCUUUUAUCACUUCAACUUACUAGUUGUAAACAGCGUUGUAUUUUUUGUACGCUCUCUGUGAGAGUAGUGUAUUGAUUCUAUUACGAAAAUAAUUUCGGGUAGCUAAUUAUUGCAGUGAUGGCUAAGGUGCAGGUUCUGAACGUAGUAGUGUUGGAUAAUCCAUGCCCUUUUGCAAACCCCUUCCAAUUUGAGAUUACAUUUGAAUGUCUUGAGGACCUACCAGAUGAUCUCGAGUGGAAGAUAAUUUACGUCGGCUCAGCGGAGAGUGAAGCACAUGAUCAGAUUCUUGACUCUGUUCUUGUUGGUCCUGUGCCAGCUGGGAAGCACAUGUUUGUAUUUCAGGCAAAUGCACCAAACAGUGCACUGAUUCCGGAGUCUGAUGCUGUUGGUGUGACAGUGGUGUUAAUAACUUGCACAUAUCGCGGUCAGGAAUUUAUACGGAUUGGUUACUACGUAAACAAUGAAUAUACAGACUCUGAAGUAAGAGAGAACCCUCCUCAACAGCCGGACUUCUCUCAGCUACAGCGCAACAUUCUAGCCUCAAAUCCUCGCGUGACCAGGUUCCACAUAAACUGGGAUGGUUCCACUGGCAAAAUGGAAGACAUUGAGAACAUAGACCCAUCACUGAACCCUAUGCUUCCUCCAAACUGUGUGCCUUCUAAGGGACUGGGUCUACCAGGAACUGCUCUAAGCAUCAUACCCGAUAACUCCAUGGACUGCAUGUAACAGUGUGCUCCAAGAAGUGGACAGCUUUUGAAUGUGGAGCUCCAUAUCCUGGAACUUAGUUUUGCUCCCUUUAACUUGGUGUCUUAAAAUGCUUUUCUCACCCCAUAAAACCCCUUCUCCCAUGAACAGCUUUGGUUUAAGAUGCAAUGGUUCUGGGAGGUAUGGAGGACUAAAUUAAUAUGGGACCAGACAAGUACUCCUGUCUACUUUAUACUGGGGGAGAACUGUUCGUUGACUACUUGCACUUGUGGUGCCAAGAAAUCCCAUGAGAUCUACUUGAUCCGUUCCCUAUAACAAAGGGGUUAUUUCUUUGCAUACUUUAACAGCAAACUGAUUUGAUGCCACCUGAGAUCCGAGUUGGCAUGUGGCAGGUAACACCUUUGCAAGCUUUCAUUUCUACCAGUCAUGUUUGUUUCACCUAAACUCAUUUUUUAAACGCAUACCAGUUCUCCCCUGCUGUAAAACCUCUACAUGAACUGCUUUUAAAAGCGAAUAGCAUGGUCUUUACUUCCCCUUUUGAGAGGUGCUCCAUGGAGUACCUCUUAAGAAGAUCCGCAUUGGCUUUCCAAAACUGAGAUGCAGUUCAGUAUUGCUGUUUUUGUAUGAACUAUCUUGGAAAAGUUUUCUAUCUUAGUCUGCUGACCUGACUUUUGUAGCACCCUCUGAGCCCUUGUUUUCGAAAUAUUCAUACAUGUAUGGACAUAACAUGUUAACAUGCUGUGUUGGUAAGCUUACUGAGCACUUGUUUCCAGAAGGAAGAUGCAGUGAUUCCAGUCCAGUGCUGAGGCUAGAAGGGGUAGUGAACAGAUUGCCUUGGCUGAACCUUCACUGCCAAUACAGAGUAUGUUUCUGAAGAUUUACACAUUUCAAAGUUCCAUACUUGGAAAGACAUGUUACAUGGUAGAGCAGGAAAAGCCAAAUGGAGGUGCCUGGAGUCUAACUUUACAAGUGUACCCACUUCAUGUUAACAUUCAAGAAACAAGACUAAAGGUAUAUCAUUGGUUGCAGCCUGUGUGCUCUGGUCUUGCCUUUGCCUUCUAGAGCACUGCUCUUACCUUUGACCAAAGUCUACUUUUCCAGAAAGGUGUAUUCAGACUCUUAUCUAAAUAUGAUUAUACAUCUGUUUACAUUUUGAGAUGCUUUUGUCAAUAUACAGUUCAUGAUCACCAAGUGAUCAGAAUGCAGUCAGUUUGCUUAACAUUCAGUUUAAGACUGCUAUUAUGUAUGAUAGUUUUGCUGUUUUGUUAACUGCACAAGAUUAAGAUCUGAAGUUUUUUGGAAUAAAAGCACUUGUAAAAGCUGUA